This is a messenger RNA of Trichoplusia ni (cabbage looper), 1596 nucleotides long. RefSeq names its product GPN-loop GTPase 2. Gene Ontology annotation, cellular component: cytoplasm. The coding region runs from base 671 to 1579 and encodes 302 amino acids. Gene Ontology annotation, molecular function: GTPase activity. The transcript has 3 exons. The record is from RefSeq and is a predicted model, not a curated record. Lineage: Eukaryota; Metazoa; Arthropoda; Insecta; Lepidoptera; Noctuidae.
GUCAACUUGUGUCAAAGUCAACAACGAGGAACGGAACGAGAAUGCUGAAGUCGUCGCAUUUAUGAGGGAACUGGCAAUGUAUCAAAGCCACCGCGACUGACUUUAUCACAACUUUUCGUUGCUGUAUGUAUUUUCCUGUAUUUCAACUUUCAACAAGUCAUCCAGCUUGCGAUUGAUUAAAUGAUACAUACUGUAACUAUACAUUGUUUUGAUAAGCAAUUAAAGGAGGUCUCAAAAACAGAUAUCUGUCACUAUGGAACUUCUAGAUGUUAUGAAAAAUUUAACUAUAAAACAUUUACCAAAUGACAGUGAACAGCAGCUGUUUAAAUCCAUAGCUGCAGAUAUAGAUGAUGUUCCAACUGAAAUAGUUUUAGCUGAGUAUACUGAUAAAAUUUUACUUAUUGUAUCACAAUAUCAGAAGAUUGGAAGUAUGUUAAUGAUACAAAAAGACCAAGUUCAGAGUCCAUUAGGUACUAAUGACAUUUAUACAACAAAAGUUAUUUUUGGUGCUACAGGAGAAGAGCAGCAAGUUGCAGCAAGAUACUUAGCAGAAGCAAUUAAAAUAUCAAAACCACUCUGCAUUUUCAUAAAUCUGAAAUCAUAUGAUAUUGAGACUGUUAAAGCUUGUAAAGAUAUUAUUUUGGAUUUAAAGAAACCUGAAGAAUCCUAGAUGGAUACCAUCUCUAUCAUUUCUAAUGCAAAACGAUUUAAAUCUAUAGAUAAGUACUAUGGUCAACUGGUUUUGGGUCCUCCUGGAGCAGGAAAGACUACAUACUCUUAUCAAAUGUCUAAACUUUUAAAAAAGUUAGGAAGACAAGUCAUUGUGGUUAAUUUAGAUCCUGCUAACGACACCAUGUCCUAUAAACCAGAUAUUGAUAUAAGGCAAUUAAUUGUACUAGAAGAAGUUAUGGAUCAGUACAAUCUUGGUCCCAAUGGAGCUCUAUUAUAUUGUAUGGAGUAUUUAGAAGAAAAUAUUGAUUGGCUUCUAAGUCAAAUAAAAGGCGAAAAUUACACUAACUUUAUAUUUGAUUUGCCUGGACAAGUAGAAUUGUACUGUCACCACAGGAGUUUGAGCAACAUUUUUUCUAAGCUGACAAAUCAUGGCAACAUACAGUUAAGUGUAGUGCAUUUAGUAGACUCACAUCAUUGUUCCGAUGCUGGAAAAUUUAUAGCAGCUUUAAUGCUCUCAUUGAAUGCCAUGUUAAAAAUUGGAUUGCCUCAUAUAAACUUACUGACAAAAGCUGAUUUAUUGAAAAAGCAUAUGGAUAAAUUACAGUUUGGAAUAGAUUUUUACACAGAAGUCCUCGAUUUAAAUUAUUUACUUGAAUGUCUUGACACUGACACUUUUACUAACAAACAUAAAAAAUUAAAUAGGGCAUUUGUGUCUAUAAUCGAGGAUUAUAGUUUGGUAACGUUCCAGCUGGUUAAUUUAUGUAAAGAAGAAAGUUUAUUAAGUGUUAGCAAAUCAGUGGACAAAUCUUGUGGAUAUGUAUUUAAGGCUAAAGAAGGCCGCCAUAUAAAUAGUAUGUUAGCUUGUGCUAUGGGUGUUAGUGAACCAGUUGACAUUGAUAAUCUUUAAUAAACACAUUUUCCUGA